Messenger RNA from Dromiciops gliroides (monito del monte), 363 nucleotides. RefSeq names its product trefoil factor 3-like. Gene Ontology annotation, biological process: maintenance of gastrointestinal epithelium. The transcript has 3 exons. Lineage: Eukaryota; Metazoa; Chordata; Mammalia; Microbiotheria; Microbiotheriidae. The coding region runs from base 1 to 243 and encodes 80 amino acids. The record is from RefSeq and is a predicted model, not a curated record.
AUGGAUCUCAAAGGUCUCUGCUUUGUGGCAUUUGCCCUGAUGUUAGGCUUCUCCAGUACAGUUGGUGAAUAUGCUGACUUAUCUGCUGAUCAAUGUGCCGUCCCAUCCAGUGAAAGAAUAAACUGCGGUUACCCUAAAAUCACUGCAGAAGAAUGCAAUAGCAGAGGGUGCUGCUUUAAUUCCAGCAUCCCUGAAGUACCCUGGUGCUUCAACCCUUUCGAAGAAGAAGAUUGUGAAGUUUAAUGUGAAGAUGUCUUCUCCCGGAUAUCAUCAGACAAAACCAGUAACCCAGUCUUUGUACAUUGCUCAAUGUUUGCCGAUGAUUAUUGUAUUCUCUAAUACAAUAUUAGCUUUUUGAUCCAG